Molecule: messenger RNA, 201 nt
Organism: Rotaria sordida
Lineage: Eukaryota; Metazoa; Rotifera; Eurotatoria; Philodinida; Philodinidae
Source: the annotation of a GenBank genome assembly
AUGUUGAUAAUCAAUUCAAUAAGUGAACAAGAAAUUCGUCCACCUCGGACAAAUAUCCCAUCAACAGAACCAACAACAACAAUAACAAAUCCAAUUGUUCUCCAUGAAAAUCCUAUCUUACAAAAUGCACUUGCAUUAACUAUGUCAGAAAAUUCUGAUCAAAUUUCAUCACCACCACAACCACCAACAACAAACAAUUGA